GCCAGGUACUCUAGUACAGCCAAGUACGAGGUUGACUUUGUGAGCCGAUCGAACAGAUUCGCAGGAGAAUCUCUUAGAAGCAUCUAAUUUUUGUGUUAGAACUGCCUUUACAUUUCUCAAAACAUUUUCGUUUCUACAAAGAACACGGAAAUUUUUUGUCUUAAAUCGCUUCCCAUUUCGGAUAUCCGUUUGGUAAACUCCUCCUCAACAUUUUUGCUGGUUCAAGAUUAAACACGUGCUCGUCAAAUCAAAGAAACGCACGUGUUUCAUAGCACAGACUCUCGCCUGCUUCUGAGAUCUUUACGAGCGGAAGCGACGCGAAAAAUCUUGCGAAAGACUCAUAUUUUUGGAAAGACCUGAUGGAGUUUACCUUUCAUUGCGUAAUUUAGAGACAGACUAAAAUUUUACUUUGCAUCUCUAGUUCAGGUUUCUGCUUGUUAAACUUCCUUUACUAACGUGAAACCUACAGUAAAGAUCAUCAGCUAUAGCAACGCUUUUUUCGAGCUCGAGUCUGAUUGUUCCGAAGUCGAGAUUUUACAAAUGGCAACAUUUACAACGUUGGACCGAACAAGACAGGGAGGAAAAACUUCUCCUGUUCAACUCCAAACUUCGCCUAAUCCGCCGUCCACCCAAAGGAUUAAGCUAACCGCUGAAGAUUUGUUCAACUAUUUGUAUGGCUACACGCCCAUUCGUCUAGUGGAUCCUAUCCAACUACAGCAACGGAGAAGAAAAGCUUCGCAACUGGAAAAUGGCGCGUCUAACAAAGCUUUUUCAUGGUGCGAUAUUUGCAACGAGAAACAUGAUGGAGAAUGUCCGAUGCAUGGGCCUUUGCACUCUCUUAGAAAACUUGUCAGUGCUGGGCAAUCCCAUAGUCCUUUGGAAAACGGAUCUAUUCUCAAAUUUCCGGACGAGGUAUGCUUGUGUACAUCCAGCAUUCCUUGUGUUGGCUACGGAGUGUGUGCAAGAAAGAGAAUACCCGCAGGGACCUGGAUCGGGCCUUACGAGGGAAAGCUUGUGCGACCAGAAGACAUCAAAGUUGAAACAGAGACGGAAUAUAUGUGGGAGGUGUUCCAUGAUGGCCAGGUCAGUCAUUAUCUUGAUGGCAGAGAUGAAGCUAAUUCCAGCUGGAUGCGGUUUGUUCGCUGCGCUCGACACAAGAAAGAACAGAACAUGGUGGUAUUUCAAUAUCAUGGCUGUGUCUAUUACAGGACAAUCCGAGAGAUUCUACCUGGGCAGGAGCUGCUAGUGUGGUACGAUACAAGAUAUUCACAAUUCAUGGGGGUUCCUGUGGCACUCAGUGAUUCUGGAAGUAGAGGGGUCCACCCCCCUCGGGAUCUGGUCGCCCAAGAAAGGUCUCGGGCCAGAGCGGAUAAAAACGAAACAAUUGAGCCAGGGGCCAGGAGAAAUCUUACAGACCAUGCACCAGCACAAAGGGGCCGGCCUCCCUUGCGAAGAAAUGAACCUGCCGAAUCGAGCAAAUCAGAGCAAGAUCACGUGAUGCUGACCGAGGAUAGAAGAACAACCUCGUAUCGCGGACGAGGCUACGGGUACAAACAACAAACCAGGACGCCUGCGCGUUUUGAUCCAGCAGACGAUUUUACCUGGAGGUGCAACCAGUGCUUUAAAGCAUUUACAAAUCGAGAACAACUUGAAGUGCAUCAUUGUAAUGGUAUCAAUGGAGGGAAGAACUUGACUUGUUCGCACUGUAACCAAUCGUUUUCUCAUCCCCUAGAGUACCGUACACACAUGGAGACACAUGUUAAUGAAAGGCCUUUCAGAUGUGGCUAUUGCGCAAGCGCCUUUGCCAGCGCUGCUUUGUUAAACCAGCACGUACGAGUACAUAUGACCGAGGGAACCCUCGGUCCAGUGAAAGCGUCGCCAAGACACGAUAGAGCAAGCCAAGAGUUUCAUUUUUAGAGGAAAAUAAAGCAUAUUCGAGAAUUUAUAAUUUCAAAUCAAUUGUCAUCUUUUAACGCAACCAUUCAUAAAAAACAGGUCACUUUUAGUGGCGAACUCACGUAUCUCGGCCUCUUUCCUAAGAAAACUGUCAUAUGGAGUUUGGUUUGUCGUGUAAACAAGUUAUUCAAAUGACUGCCCAAUUGCUUGAUAGGUUAAAAGGUGUUUUAAAUAUUGAAAAAGACACAGAGAACUUGCAAAACUGUAUUUGUUAAGAAAAUAAAUGGAAAAAUAUAUAAAUUGUGGCUUGAACGAACAGUCAUCCAAGUAACUCGAAUUAAAAGGCGUACAUAGACAUUGUUUGGAAAAUAUUUCUUCUCACAGCUAUUCAACUGCUUUUCUGAUGCUUUGCACAUGACAAGUUUCAAAUGCAUGUAACAUUUUCACGUGGAAUAAAAUGAAAAUUGAAUAAAGACUGUGCCAACAUUUCA
Messenger RNA from Pocillopora verrucosa, 2387 nucleotides. RefSeq names its product putative histone-lysine N-methyltransferase PRDM6. Gene Ontology annotation, biological process: regulation of transcription by RNA polymerase II. Gene Ontology annotation, cellular component: nucleus. NCBI's taxonomy places the organism in Eukaryota, Metazoa, Cnidaria, Anthozoa, Scleractinia, Pocilloporidae. The record is from RefSeq and is a predicted model, not a curated record. Gene Ontology annotation, molecular function: protein binding; RNA polymerase II transcription regulatory region sequence-specific DNA binding.